AUGUCGGGUCAUUGGGAAGCUAAGGAGAAAACGUUUCUUAUUACCGGUGGUGCCUCUGGCUUAGGAGCACAGUACGCUGAGACUUUUUUAAAGCUCGGAGCAAAGAAAGUUGCUGUUUUGGAUAUCGCUGAAGCCGUAGGAGAGAAAUUCGUGUCGUCGCUAAACGAGACAUACCCAGGAAAAGCCAUAUUUGUCAAAUGUGACGUCGGAAAUGAAGAUAAUGUCAGUGGGGCCUUUGAAAAGGUGCUGAGCGACUUCCAAAGAAUUGAUGUCAUCAUAAAUAAUGCGGGAAUUAUGAGCGAUGCACCUCAAUUAUGGAGAAAGGCGUGCGACGUUAACUGGCAAGGUUUAGUUUCCUUCACAACGAAAGGCGUUGAGCACAUGCGGACAGACAAAGGGGGCGCCGGUGGAACGAUCAUCAAUAUUGCAUCGACCGCUGCACUUUACAAGUUUAAGACUAUGCCCAUAUACUGUGGAUCCAAAAUGGCCGUCCUACACUUCAGUCAAACGCUUGCGGAGCCGCCAUUCUUUGACCGCACCGGGGUUCGUGUUCUAACAAUUUGCUUCGGACCUACUGCAACCCCGUUGAUGGAGAACCUAAAUGACAGAGCCAUCGACAUGGAUUUAGCUAAAGACUUCUACGCUAGGACGUCAGUUAACCCACAAACGGUGGAAUCCGCGGUGAAUGCCUUCGUAACAAUGUUUGAAGAAGGCGCGUGUGGGUCGAUCUGGUUGUCAGUUAACAAUAAGCCAGUACUAGAUAUUACGGACCGUAUUCAGAACGUUUUCAAAGAUUUCGCGAAACUAAUAACAAACUAG
Messenger RNA from Leptosia nina, 819 nucleotides. NCBI's taxonomy places the organism in Eukaryota, Metazoa, Arthropoda, Insecta, Lepidoptera, Pieridae. The record is from the annotation of a GenBank genome assembly.